AUCAUCAUCAUCAGCAACGAUGAUCAUCAAUGAACAAACAUCAUUGAUGAUUGAAUGUUUGAUCAAUGCAAAUCCAUCAUUGGUCGAUGUACAGAUUUUACAUAAUUCAACCAUUAUACAGUUGAAUAAACAAAUGGAUGUACAAGAACAAAAUAUCACCAAAGUGAUUAUCGAAUCUGUGAAUGCUAAUCAUCGUGGCCGUUAUCAAUGUUUAGCUGUUAAUCAACAAGGAAUGGCACAUUCAAAUUCAAUACAUGUGGAUGUUCAAUAUGUUCCAUUCUGUAGGAAUCAAUAUCCAGAUGAUAAUGAUAAUAAAAAAUCUUCAUUCGUUAGCGGUUACAAUGAAAUGACAAUUACUAAAUCAAUAAUGAAUAAUCAGAAUCAGAAUCAGAAUAACAAUCGACAACAAAAUCAAUAUGCCUUAGCUAUAAAUGAAUCAAUAAGAUUACGUUGUGAUGUACAAUCAAAUCCUAUAGCAACAAAUUAUUAUUGGACAUUAAAUACUAACGUUGCUGAUGGACAUGAUCAUGAAUGGCUUGAUGAAACAAAAAUUAUUGCUCAAUCAAAAUCACAAUAUGAUUAUGAAUUAUUAUAUGAAAUUCGAUCUACGAAUAAUUAUGGAAAAUUAUCCUGUUGGUCAAGCAACAUGAUCGGUAUGCAACGUAAGCCAUGUAUAUUUUGGAUACAAAAAGCUGGUCCACCAUCAUCAUUACAUGAAUGUUCAGUAACAAAUAAAACGACAACAAGUCUUACGGUUGAAUGUUAUCCAGGUGAUAAUGGUGGUUCGAAACAGAUAUUUUUUGCUUAUGUUUAUCAAUACGAACAAAAUGAUAAUAAUCAUGAUGAUGAUGAUGAUGAUGAUGGCAAUGAUAAUGAUGAAAAUGAAUCAAAAUCAACGUUCAAUGAUAAUGGUGAUGGAAGAAAAAUUAUCUAUUCAAUUCGUAAUAAGCAAUCAUCGACGAAAAAGACAACAACAAAUCAACAGCAGCAACAACAGCUUAAAACGGCAAAUAUUAUCGGUAGUGAUGAUGGCAUUGAAAAUGUAAAAAUAAAUCUUACAUCGGAAACAAGUCCAAUAUUUUAUCUGAAUAAUUUGAAACCUGGAACAACGUAUCGUUUAGAAUUAUUUGCACGUAAUGAACGUGGUAAAAGUGAUGUCGAAAGAUUAACAGUGACAACAUUGUUUACGAAAAAUACUAAAUUAAUUUCAAGCUCAUUACAAGAAUAUGAUUAUGAAUCCCGAUAUUCAAUGAUGAUUGUUAGUUUUUUACUUACAAUUUUAUUGAUUGUAAUCAUUGUAUAUAUUGUUUGUCGUGUAAGACAACGACAAAUAACAAGAAAAAAUCGUCGUAAAGAAGAACAAAUUAAACAAAAGUAA
Dermatophagoides farinae (American house dust mite) is the source of this 1378-nucleotide messenger RNA. Lineage: Eukaryota; Metazoa; Arthropoda; Arachnida; Sarcoptiformes; Pyroglyphidae. The record is from RefSeq and is a predicted model, not a curated record.